ACUACAGAACAGAUACACUAUUUACAUGUUUUCUUCUCUUUUUUCUAGGCUCAGUAGCAUCUUUCAUAGUACAAUAUGUGAAAAUUAAUUGGGACCUUUUCGGAGAACUGGCUUUAGGGAUCUUCUCUACAAUAGAUGCUGUUUCUCUGCUUCUCAUGCACUUUACUACCAACAUCUGGGCAUGUUACGCUGGCUAUCUCAUUUUCAAAGCAUGCUAUAUGCUCCUCAUAACAAUAGCAACGUUCCAGAUCGCAGUCAAUCUGAGCAUGGAACGCUAUGCCUUGAUGUUUGGAUUCAACAACUUCAUUGCACUGGUGAUUCAGACCAUUCUUACAGUAGUUAUUGUAGAUUCAAGAGGCCUGGGACUGGACAUAGUGACUCAGUUUUUAAUUUAUGGCAGCUACUUUGCAGUCAUAAGUGGAAUUUUCUUGAUCAGAAGCAUUUGCAUGCUUGUCUCAAGCAAAUGCUAA
Molecule: messenger RNA, 470 nt
Organism: Nestor notabilis (Kea)
Lineage: Eukaryota; Metazoa; Chordata; Aves; Psittaciformes; Psittacidae
Product: thiamine transporter 2-like
Exons: 3
Biological process (GO): vitamin transport; transmembrane transport
Cellular component (GO): plasma membrane
Molecular function (GO): thiamine transmembrane transporter activity
Source: RefSeq, a predicted model, not a curated record